UGCAGUUUUUUUAAACAGUCAACACCUCCUCUGAUAUUACUCGAUCAUAGCAAACUUUGAAACUUUGUCGAAUAUUCUGUCAGUAUUCGAAUAUACAGAAGUGCGAUUUCAACGACUGAGUUAAUAAUCAGAAUCAAACCAAUUUUUAACCGCCGUUCAGCGCAGAGAACUGAAAUUGUACCUGAGACCCACGCCUUCAAGUUAUAACAAUGGCCGUGCCCAAGUGGCUGGACUCGGAUUACGUGCAAACGAUCCUCCGGAAGGCAGAGAAGGAUGAUUCUAUCAAGGUGUCCAGUUUGAGUGUAAAGCCAGCUAUAGCCAAGGGUGAAAAUUACGCGAGUGACUUGUAUCGCUUGAACGUAGAUUACUCGCGGAUUCUCGAAGGGCGCCAAGUAACGGAGUCGAAGUCUAUCAUAACAAAAGUCGCCACUGAUGGCGGUUGUCGGGAUGAAAUGGCAAGAGAAUCUCGAUUUUUCGAGAUAGAAAUGUCUAUGAUGUCGGAAACUUUGCCGAGGAUGCAAGAGAUUCUGACGAGUCACGGUAUGUCUGCUUCUUUAUCGGCACAAUGUCUACACAUCCAGGAAGCAGACCCAAAGCAUUUGUUCCUCGAGGAUCUACUAGUCGCAGGAUUUCGUCUCGCCGAUCGCCGAAAGGGAUUAGAUCUGGAUCAUUGUCUAGUUGCAAUGAGAAAUCUUGCCAAGUUUCACGCGGCUUCUGUAGCCCUUGCGGAGAAGGACCUGCAAGCCGUGAAAAAGUACAACAAAGGAAUGUUUGACAAGAAUCAGUGUAACGCAGUCAUUGAAUUUUAUCCAGGCAGAGCGAAAAUGUUAGCGGAGGAAGUUGCUAAUUGGCCCGAGUUGAGCCCACGGAUUCGUCAAAAACUCGCAAAGCUUCCUGAAGGUCUCUAUGAGAGAGGAUGUGAAGCUGCUCUUUUACGAGAAGACGAUUUCAACGUUCUCACACACGGAGAUGUCUGGACAAAUAACAUGAUGUUCCGUUAUGACGAAAAUCACAAGCCCAUCGAUCAUAGAUUCUUAGACUUUCAAAUCAGUAACUACGCUUCACCAGUGCUCGACCUUCUCUACUUUUUCGCAACAAGCCCAAACGACGAUGUCCGUAAGCAACACCGUGAGUUAAUUGUGCGCGAGUAUCACGCCGCUUUGACAACUGCCAUGGCCCAGCUGAAGUGCAGCACCGCAGGACCAAGUCUCGAAUAUAUAAUGGAUUCGUUGAGAAAGCGUGCUCUGUUCGAAGUGAUUCUAACGUUCUCGAUAUUACCGUUGGCUUUAUUCGAUCUAAAGAGUGUGAUCAGUCCGGAGGAAGCGGAGGAGUACAACGUGGAACAUGAAAGACUCUCGUACAAGGGUGAAUUGUUCCGAAAGGUUAUGACGAGGAUUCUCCCAUUGUACGACAGCAUGGGAUUGUUGGAUACGCAAAACGGUCUCCGGCACCCACGUUUUCGAGUUAUCAAAAUGGCCGUACCGAUGUGGUUGAACUCGGAUUACAUAAAAGCCGUCUUACGGAAAGUCGAGAAAAAUGAUUCCAUUGAAGUGUCAGGUAUUACCGUAAAGCCAGCCACGGCCAACGGUGACAAUUACAUGAGUGAUAUGCAUCGCAUCGGCGUCAAAUUCUUGCGGGUUCUUGACGGACGGCAAGUGACGGAGACAAGGUCUCUCAUAGCGAAAAUCGCCAUUGCAGAAGGUAUUCAAGCAAAAAUGACGGCGGAUGGUAGAUUUUUUGAAAUAGAAAUUUCAAUGAUGUCGGAAACUUUGCCGAGGAUGCAAGAGAUUUUGUCUAGACAUGGUAUGCCUGCCUCUUUAUCGGCAAGAUGUCUGCCAACUCAGGAAGAAGGACCGAUUCAUCUGUUGCUCGAGGAUCUGGUAGCCGAAGGCUUUCGCCUCGCUGAUCGUCAGGCUGGCUUGGAUCUGGAUCAUUGUUUGGUAGCGAUUCGCAAUCUUGCUAAUUUUCACGCGAGUUCGGUAGCUCUUGCAGAAAAGGACCUUGCAGCUGUAACAAAGUACAACAAAGGAAAUUUCCACAAGGAUCACGUAUUGAUUGCCUUUUUCGAAUCAACCAUGAAAUAUUUUGCAAAAGAGGUUGCUAAAUGGCCUGAAUUGAAUCCGUGGAUUUAUAACAAGAUAUUGAAGUUAUCGGAAGUUGUCUGCGAAAAACUAUGCGAGGCUGCUCUUUUUCGGGAAAACGAUUUCAAUGUCCUCAAUCACGGAGAUUUCUGGAUAAAUAAUAUAAUGUUCCGUUACGAUGACCAACAGAACCCUGUCGAUUCUAGAUUCGUAAGUGCAAAAUUUUAUACUCGUAUAUAGUCGUCUUAUAAUACGUCCUCUUGUCAAACAUGCCCCGGUUCAAUUCGAUCAGACACAAAAACCCAAGUAGAUACGAGGAAACGAAGAGCUUCCAUGCGCGCAGCCAAUUGAA
Neodiprion fabricii is the source of this 2433-nucleotide messenger RNA. RefSeq lists its product as uncharacterized. The record is from RefSeq and is a predicted model, not a curated record. The coding region runs from base 210 to 2321 and encodes 703 amino acids. Lineage: Eukaryota; Metazoa; Arthropoda; Insecta; Hymenoptera; Diprionidae. The transcript is spliced from 10 exons.